Molecule: messenger RNA, 519 nt
Organism: Caenorhabditis remanei
Lineage: Eukaryota; Metazoa; Nematoda; Chromadorea; Rhabditida; Rhabditidae
Exons: 4
Coding region: 1-519 (172 amino acids)
Source: RefSeq, a predicted model, not a curated record
AUGGCUUUCUUCCUACUUUCGACGGCGUUCAUCGCUAUGGUGGCUGCAAAUGGAUACGGGCCAGCCGCCGACAAUACUUACGUAGCUGCUCCAGCUCCAUACCCAUCGUCUGGAAAUGCGGUUUAUUUUGAUAACGACGAUUACUCCAAUGAGUCGCAUGACCGUUCAAAGAAAAGCUUCCGCAAAUUGAAAGAUUUGAAGGUGACCGGGGUUUUCGAUGCAGACAUCAGAUAUUACAAACACGAUGGGGACUAUUAUGCAGAAAUUAGUUGUACACAAACCGCGUCUAAAUACAUUUGGAUUUUGGCUGAUUCUGACACAACUAUUCCAACUUUCGGUCUAGCAGGAACUGUUGCUCUUGCUGGAGGAGUCAACGUGCAAUAUGUCGCCAAGUACAAGAAUCACGGAAAGUGGACUGGACAUGACUUUGAAAAGGACGAUAAGCACAAAUUCCGUCGUGUUGGAUGUUACACCGGAACUUUGGUGUCCGAACUGACUGAGGGCCCAAUGGAUACUUAA